Molecule: messenger RNA, 2831 nt
Organism: Lampris incognitus (smalleye Pacific opah)
Lineage: Eukaryota; Metazoa; Chordata; Actinopteri; Lampriformes; Lampridae
Gene: slc6a7
Product: solute carrier family 6 member 7
Exons: 14
Coding region: 190-2127 (645 amino acids)
Biological process (GO): sodium ion transmembrane transport
Cellular component (GO): membrane
Molecular function (GO): L-proline transmembrane transporter activity
Source: RefSeq, a predicted model, not a curated record
CGCUUGUUUGCUCAUCGUGAACGCCGGAACAGAUGCAACCCUAUUAACAUUAAAAAAAACAAAGAAAACAAAAGCAAAAACAAAAAAAACACUGGUAUUUCAGGUAAACUAUGUACUUUCAAGAGGACUGAAAUGUGAGCAUGCGGGCUACCGGGUGAGACAGAAAGCAGAGAUUAACCCGAGGUUGAAAUGCAGGACGAGAAGCCCAAAUCGGCACCUGGGAGGACGACAACACCGCCGCAGAAUUCGGUACACCAGAAUGGGCAUACUCUGACUCAUAAUGUCACAGACCCCAUUUCGUUGCCACAGGGGGAAUGCCAAACCCAGACUCCUGCACCCAUCCAAGCCCUUAAUGUCACAAGGGAGCAGUGGGGAGGGAAAUACGAGUUCCUGCUCUCCUGUAUCGGAUAUUGUGUGGGACUGGGGAAUGUGUGGCGGUUCCCCUACCUUUGUUACCGCAACGGAGGAGGUGUAUUUCUCAUCCCCUACUUUAUUAUGCUCUUCUUCACCGGUGUCCCACUCUUCCUCAUGGAGUUGAGUCUAGGACAGUACGGAGCAGCCGGCCCCAUCACAGUGUGGAAAUGCUGCCCUCUCCUUAAAGGUAUUGGCAUUGGGAUGCUCUGUGUGUCUAUUCUGGUGUGCCUCUACUACAAUGUCAUUAUAGCUUGGACCUUUUACUACCUGGGCAGCUCCUUCCAAAGCCCGUUACCUUGGUCCUGUGAUGCCUUGGUCAACUCUGCACUCUGUGGAAACUACACCGGAAACAGCACAUCCGGCAAAACCCUCAGCCCCACAGAGGUUUUCUGGAAUGAGCGUGUGCUAGGUGUGAUAAAUAGUGACGGCCUCCAUCACCCAGGGCCUGUCAGGUGGCCCCUAGCCCUCUGCCUCUUGGCUGCCUGGAUCAUCAUCUUCCUCUGCAUGCUCAAAGGAAUUCGCAGCUCUGGGAAGGUGGUUUAUGUGACGGCUACAUUCCCAUACUUUGUGCUCAUCGUUUUGAUCAUCAAGGGUGCCACACUGGAAGGCUCUCUCCAGGGUGUUGCCUUCUACCUUACACCAGACUGGAAGCGGUUAGCCAGUGCACAGGUGUGGAAUGAUGCAGCCUCACAGAUCUUCUACUCAUUAGGUAUUGGAGUGGGAGGACUGCUUUCUAUGGCCUCCUAUAAUAAGUUUGACAACAACGUCAUCAGGGACACUAUGAUUAUCACCAUAGGGAACUGCAGCACCAGCUUCUUUGCUGGCUUUGCUAUAUUCUCAAUCCUAGGUCACAUGGCAUGGAAGAAGGGAGUACCUGUCGGGCAGGUGGCAGAUACAGGGCCUGGUUUGGCCUUUGUUGCUUACCCAGAGGCCCUUGCCCUGCUGCCAGGCUCAGUCUUCUGGUCCAUCCUCUUCUUUCUCAUGCUGUUCAUGCUGGGGAUCGAUACAUUGUUUGGCAACAUGGAAGGCAUCACUACUGCAGUGCUGGAUGAGUUUCCACAGCUGAGGGGGAACAUGAAGCAGAAGACACUGUUCUUGGGCAUGCUGUGUUUUGGCUUCUACCUGAUGGGUCUCCUAUUGGUCACUGACGGAGGGAUUUACUGGUUCACUCUCAUUGACUCCUUCAGCACUAGUUUUGGCCUCAUUAUCAUCGCCCUCUUCAUGUGUCUUGGCAUCUCCUUCUUCUAUGGGGUCAACCAGUUUUGUCAAGACAUCAUUGAUAUGAUCUGCCACUGCCCCCCCUGGUGCAGUAAAAUUCUGCUUUACUUUAAAGCGUGCUGGGUAUUCUGCACACCUUUUCUUCUACUGUUAAUCCUGACCUAUAUCUUCAUUGAGAUGUAUAACACUUCACUCGAAUAUGGGUCCUAUGUGUUUCCAACCUGGGGCAAGGCACUAGGUGUAUGCAUGGGUGCCACCUGCUGUCUACAAAUCCCAAUUUGGGCCAUUGUGGCCAUCAGCAAGGAAACUGGGACACUGAAGGAUCGGUUUCAUAAAGCAAUUCGACCUCUCAAUACCUGGAGGGCAAACAACUUGAACAGCACUGGAAGAGGAGAGGAGCAGGUUGAACCAGACAGAGUGGAGGCUCCAUUCACUGUUACUCUUACAGACAUGGAUUUCACUGCUAUGACAUGGGAGCAAGGAAGCCAAGCAUGACAACUCUGAGUCCAGCUCUGAAACAACUAUAUUGUCAGGAUGGAAGGGAUUUGCUAUCCUGUUAUUUGCCCCAGCAUGGAUCUGGUGGCUGUUUUUCAACAGACUACAUGUCCUGCAGGGCAGUGUGUAUUUACUGGUUUAUUUAUACUUUCCAGAUUUGUUAUUUCUUUUAUUUGUUUUAUUCUAUUUCAUUGUCACAAUUUUACACUGUGUAUAAAGGUUUAGAAGCAAAGUUUGGAUCAUCAGACACUAGGUUGAUGCUACAGGGCUCAACCACAGUAUUUAGAUGAUAACUUGGAAAGAUAUCCAAUAUAUCUGCCAAUGAUUAUGUAUUAUUGUAGUAGCAUUUAACAAAUAAUUUUCACUGAUUGCAGGUGAUAGUGGUCAAGUGAUCAAUUUAUAUGGUCAAAGAAGGGAAAUGGGUCAGUACAUUACAAAAAUAAGUGACACCUACUUGCUAACUUCUGCAAUCUUUGGUGAUCAUGGAAAAACUGACCGCAAAUCAGAUUGUCGCUCUGUGAGUGACGCAGGGAACAACCCAUCAGGAAAAUGAAGACCUUUUAAGAGACUUUUUAAAUGGACUACUUAACGACUUGCUAUUGAAGAAUAAAUACAAUAAUUUGAAAACUAAUGGAGUUCAAAUGAUCAAUUUUUCAAAUUAUUAACACAUUAGAGUUGCUACAUAUCUGAGCUUAUGCAUUUAA